GCCACAUGUUCAGGCUGAGGAGAGGUCGUUAUUGAUUGACAGCUCUUGUGACGAGGAGGGCGGGGCAAAGCAUGUUCACUGACGGCGGCGAUGGCAGUAUAUAAUGGUGGGGGAAGGUUGUUCUUUGCCUUGUUUGUGUCAGUUGUUGCAGAUAGUUUGGUGCUGGGGGCAAGUUGCUAACGAAAAUGUCUUUGAACCGCUUAUUGCGUCUGGGUGUCAGUGUACAGCAUCUGAAGACUGAUGUUCAAGGACUGAGAACAUGGCAAUGUCGCAUAAAGCAGAGUUUACCUGCAGUAACUGUACGAUGGUGUCAACAUGGUGUUCAAGACUCAAUGAACUGUUCAUGGUUGAUGCAUGACAAACACUUGGAACUGAAGUAUUCUGAUUUGGUGAUGCGUUUUGAUUAUAUUUGGCUACGGGAUCAUUGCCGCUCUGCAUCCUGUUUCAACCCAAAAACUAAUCAACGGAGCUUAGAUACAGCCCAAGUGGAUUUGGCCAUCAAGCCAAUAAACAUACGUUCAGAUAAUGAUACAAUCUACAUAACAUGGCCAGAUAAUCAUAUGACCAAAUAUGGAUUGUCAUGGUUGGUGAAACAUUCUUUUGAAGGACAGAAGCAGACUGUUCAAAAGCGCAUCCUUUGGAAUGCUGCUGUUUAUAAAGAAGCGCAAAUGCCUUAUGUUACUUAUAAUGCUGUAAUGGAAUCUGAUGAGGAACUAAAAAAAUUCUUGGAGACCUUCCUGCUUUAUGGAGUCUCUUUUAUUGAAGAAGUUCCUGUGAGUGUUGAGGCAACAGAAGCUGUAGCUUUGCGUGUUGGCUUGAUCAGGGAGUCCAUUUAUGGCCGAAUGUGGGAUUUUACUUCUGACUUCUCACGUGGUGACACUGCUUACACAAAAGUGGCACUUGAUCGGCAUAUAGACACAACUUAUUUUCAGGAACCUUGUGGAGUUCAGUUGUUUCAUUGUCUGAGGCAUGAUGGAACUGGUGGAAGAACUCUGUUGGAAGAUGGGUUUAAUGCUGCAGAAAAUGUAUGGAAACAAAAUCCUGAUAACUUUGACUUGCUCACUAAAGUGCCAAUCAAGCAUGAAUACAUAGAGAAUGUAGGGGAAUGUCACAAUCACAUGAUUGGAAUUGGACCAAUUCUGAAUGUUUAUCCAUGGAAUAAUGAAUUAUAUUUGAUAAGAUAUAACAAUUAUGAUAGAGCUGUUAUUAGCACAGUGCCUCAUGAUGUAGUCCACCAAUGGUACAUUGCACACAGAGCCCUUACAACAGAACUCAGGAAGCCAGAGAAUGAAAUAUGGGUGAAACUAAAACCUGGAAAGGUUCUAUUUGUGGAUAACUGGAGAGUCUUGCAUGGCCGUGAUGCAUUCACUGGCUACCGACGGCUAUGUGGAUGUUAUCUGAUGAGAGAUGAUGUGCUGAAUACUGCAAGAUUUCUUGGCAUCGAGAUUUAAAAAUGCUGCUGAACUUGAAGACAAAUUAUGUGGCAAGAAUUCUGGCUCCUUGAUGAAUUCUAGAUAUAAUUAAUGGAGCAUGUACUCUUACAAAGUUCAUGAAAGACCAUGCAUUGAUUGAACUAUUUUUUGAAUAAAUGUAUAUUUUUGCCCUCAUUGCUCAAUUAAUAUCAUUGCAUUUGUGAGUUUUAAUGCUUGCUGUUUGUCACCUUUCAACCAUAGUUACUUUGUCUAAAUUUAACCCAGCCUCAUAAAAACCAUGCCUUCAAAAUAGGCUGAUGUUUGAAGUAGAACACAACUGCAGAGAACUAAUUAUUUAAGAGACUUUUGGGGUUAGGGAGAAAGGGAAAGGUCUGUGCCUUGCACAGGUUGGUUUGCACAUAAGGAAAGGAUUUAUAAACUAAAUUUGUGAAUUAGUGAUACCACUCUUGCCUCACUCCAGCAACUUGCAAAAAAAAAUCUCUAGGCAAAUCAUCACAGUCAGCACUAAGUAGCAUUUGUAGUCAAGCAUCUUGUCUUUCAAACAGAGGCCCGAUCUGCAUGUGGACUGGAAGGAUAGGAGUGUUGUUCUGUCCAAUAUUUUUCCCUAAAUCAGCAUCACCCAAAACAAUAGCUAGCCAUUAACAUUGCUGCUUAUGGGAGCUUGCUGUGCAGUUUGGCUGCCACGUUUCUCCCACAUUACAAGUGACUGCAGGUCAGAAAUAUUGACAGGAGCUUUAGAUGUCUUGAAGAGAUGAAUUUAUUAUGUUAAUACAAGUUUUCAUACUUGCAAUACUGUGUAACCCAAAUUGUCUAGAUUUUUCUGGAAUUAGAGCACAGGAAAUUGAGUCUUAAUGACUAUCCUAUGUAUCCAUUAAUUGCAUUUGCCACUUUGAUUUUGCUUUUUCAGAGGCAAUGUUUGCACCUUCAAUGUAUUUUUUAAGCAAAGCUGAUUGACUGUUAUAAGGUGAUUUAUGAAUGCUCUGUUUUCAGAUAUUCAAGAUGACCUUUCAGCCAUUUAUAAACAUGAAAUCAGGAAAUAUCCAGUUGGAGGUCUGCCCUGGUACAAAGCUAAACCAAAAGGAUUAUUUGUAUUUGUGGUUCUCAACAAAGUUUUUUUUAAAUGCUCAGCAGUGCAUCAGUGGGGACUGAUGUGAUUAAAAGAUCAGGAAGAAAUGGUCUCAGCUAAAUUGCUUAAAAUAAUAAUUGCUAGUUCCUCUCCACAA
Messenger RNA from Pristis pectinata (smalltooth sawfish), 2656 nucleotides. It is a transcript of the gene tmlhe, whose product is annotated as trimethyllysine hydroxylase, epsilon. Gene Ontology annotation, cellular component: mitochondrion. The transcript has 8 exons. Bases 186 to 1451 code for a protein of 421 amino acids. Gene Ontology annotation, biological process: carnitine biosynthetic process. Lineage: Eukaryota; Metazoa; Chordata; Chondrichthyes; Rhinopristiformes; Pristidae. The record is from RefSeq and is a predicted model, not a curated record. Gene Ontology annotation, molecular function: iron ion binding; trimethyllysine dioxygenase activity.